AUGCGACCGGACCCAUUAAAGUGUGGGACAAAAUCCCAGUCAGGAACGGAACGAGAAGUCGAGAGUUCGCGAGAAGCAUCGGCGUCGUUACUGGACUUGUGGAAAAAUGACACUUUUUCAUUUCGGAAACUGUUUUGCGCUGGCAUAUUUCCCCUACUUCAUCACCUACAAAUGCAGCGGGCUAUCAGAGUACAAUGCUUUUUGGAGAUGUGUACAGGCUGGGGCUACAUACCUAUUUGUACAGCUCUGCAAGAUGCUGUUCCUGGCCACUUUUUUCCCCACGUGGGAGGGCGGGGCUGGUGUGUAUGACUUUGUUGGGGAGUUCAUGAAGGCCACAGUGGACCUGGCAGAUCUGCUGGGCCUCCAUCUGGUCAUGUCCAGGAAUGCUGGGAAGGGGGAGUACAAGAUCAUGGUAGCAGCCAUGGGCUGGGCCACAGCAGAGCUGGUCAUGUCCAGGUGUAUUCCUCUUUGGGUUGGUGCACGAGGGAUCGAGUUUGACUGGAAGUACAUUCAAAUGAGCUUUGACUCCAACAUCAGCCUGGUGCAUUACAUCGCCAUGGCAGCUGUGGUUUGGAUGUUCACUCGCUACGACCUCCCGAAGGCUUUCCGCCUGCCUGUCACCCUGCUCCUGGGCCUAUGUGUCUACAAAGCCUUUCUGAUGGAGUUGUUUGUCCAUGUCUUUAUGCUGGGCAGCUGGACGUCUCUCUUGGUGAAGGCCGUACUGACAGGAGCCAUCUCUCUCUGCUCCCUCCUCCUCUUCAUCACACUCGUACACAGCAACUGAGACACUCGCCUCCGUCCUCAGAGAGAAAGGCCACUGGGAUAUAUUACAAAAGCUUGUGUUUCUCACAUUUAAAACAUCGACCAAAACAGCCAUUAUCUUAUUUGUAGUGAAUUGCUAAGAAUGUUAUUUAAUUUUUGUAUUGAGUUGGAGCACCAUUGAGGAGAAACUUUCUGUUUUUAUUUAAAGAAUGUAGCUCUUGAGGCAGUGUGUCUCAGCCCACUCCCAUUCAGCCAUUCAGGAUGCUGGCUGUAGGUGCUGUAACUGGCCACUGCUCAAGACUGAUGUAAAAAUUCACCUUAUACACAUGAAUGGGGUUAAACUGGUCUUACUUGAGCUGGAAUGAUCCUCCUGUUUAAGCUUUGCCUCCCUAAGGAGGGACAUAAAGGCAGUAAUGUGUGUCCUCAUUUUUAGGCUUCUGAGGCUGUCUGUUUGAGCAGCAACAGCUUCGUACAGGAUGUGGCAUGUAAGAGGUUUAUUAUACAGUAAAAUAAAAGUAAAUUCAUUUCUUUAUACACAAAUAUGCUGUAAACUGUAAAACUG
This is a messenger RNA of Megalops cyprinoides (Indo-Pacific tarpon), 1324 nucleotides long. It is a transcript of the gene tmem147, whose product is annotated as transmembrane protein 147. The coding region runs from base 107 to 784 and encodes 225 amino acids. NCBI's taxonomy places the organism in Eukaryota, Metazoa, Chordata, Actinopteri, Elopiformes, Megalopidae. The record is from RefSeq and is a predicted model, not a curated record. The transcript is spliced from 8 exons.